AACACACGUCAGCAUACACCCACACUCACAGGCGAGCACUCAGACAUUUAAAAAGAAUCUCAACUCAACCGCCUUUUCCAAAAUCUUUCGCCCUUGCUUGGUGUGAAUGAUUGUACAGUAUGUAUUUUGGUUGUCGUUUGUUGCUGUCGCUGCUGGUUCAGCCGGCGGGUCAGAGUGGCCUGGCUGGAGGGCUCGACUCGUCAGCCGACUUGAGGCCUACUGUGAUUCAAUCCUUGCCCAAGCUAGUGAUCAGAUCACACGCUAGAGUGCGCGCCCCGCGUCGACACUCGCUACUGUCGCCCGAUACGGGCUCGUGGAACCACUGGGGGUGAUCGUUGUCUCGUAGUACGGUCCAUUGCAGCGCUGCAGACACUAUUGCGAACCUCACUUUGUCGAUAGCUCCAGUACAUGUUGGCGGAAAUGGUGAUCAACAACGGAUUUCAUUUCUGGAAACUAGUCAUAGUCUUUUCUGACCUCGCCCUGGGAGUCGCUUGAAAACAGGCCAAGUUUUGAAUUAAUCGAGCUGCUAAUUGGAUUACUGAAAUCUUUUGGAAACACAUUCCGUUUGUGGCCGUGAGAUGGUCUCCUAGAGCGCCACCAUGAGCCGUGCCUCGUCGCUCUCUGGACUCCUGCCGCUGUGGCUGCUUCGGUCGCUUCAGCUCGGAACGGCCCCCAGGCUCACUUCGCUUCCUUCCCCGUUGCUAUCUGCCUUAGUGUUGCUGCUAGCCUUGCUCGCUCCCGCUAGCUGUCUUCGCUCAACGCCCGUGGAGCGCUACAAGACAGCGGAGUUUGUUGUUCCGCAUGAGAAUGGGAGUCUACGCUUGUUGGCUGUCAAUGUGGAGAGCCAGAAUGUCUAUGUCGGAGCGGUGGAUUAUAUUUAUAGCCUUGACAAAGAUCUGGAACAACAGCUGGAGGUGAAGACAGGGCCAGCGAUGGACAACCCAAAAUGUGCCCGCCCUGUCUUCAGCUCGAAAUCGUGCAUGUACGAGCUGAGCCUCACGCAUAACUACAUCAAGGUGCUGCUCAUCGACUAUGUCCACAACCGGCUCAUCUCGUGCGGCACGCUGGCCCAUGGGUACUGCGAGAAGCGCCUGCUGACGGACAUCAGUCAGAGAGACGAGCCGGUCAACGACACGCCCGUGGUCACCAACAACAGGACGGCGUCCACCGUGGCCUUCAUAGCACCCGGACCUUCGCCAAACGCUUCGGAGCCGCAGCCCAAUGUGCUCUAUGUGUCGGUCACGUUUUCGCUACAGGUGCGGGACGUGCCAUCUCUUGCAAGCCGCAAGCUGUCGGACUUCAGCAUGGCUUACGAAGACGAGAUCAAGUUCACCGGCACCUUCUUCAACUUCGACAACCAGCAGCGCCGCCAGUUCCCGGUCACCUACAUUUAUGGCUUCGGCUCGGAGAACUUCAGCUACAUGCUGGCCGUCCAGAAAACCUCCAGCGGCUCGGAGAACUUCCAGUUCCACUCCGUGGCCAUCCGGGUCUGUCAGAACGAUAAGGAUUUCUACUCCUACGUCGAGGUGCCUCUGGUGUGCAAGGCCGGCGGGGUGGAGUACAACCUCGUGCAGGCUGCCUACGUGGCGAAGGCGGGCAGGGAGUUAGCCUUAGAUCUCGGGAUCAACACUCAGACGGACGUGCUCUACGGCGUCUUCUCGGAGAGCAAGCAGCCCAACUCGGACAUGCCCACCACCAACUCGGCGCUGUGCGUCUUCCCGAUGGACUUCGUGCGGAACAAGUUCACGCUCAAUAUCAAGAGAUGUUUCAACGGCACGGGCAGCGAUGGAGGGAGUCACUUGGGCCGUACCAAGUGUACCCGGAACACGGAAUUCACAAUAACUGACGAAUAUUGCGGGUCAGAUUCGAACCAGCCCUUGGCGGGUAGUAUCCCCAUCGAGGGCCGCUCGGUGCUCAAACUGCCGGCCUCCACGCCACAUGUGAGCGCUCUUCGUGUGGCAGUCACUCACGCCUACACGGUGGCGUUUGUAGGCACCAAGAAUGGAGACGUCCUCAAGAUGUCUCUGGAGUCGAACCUGACGGGUCACGUGUACGAGACGGUGUCCGUGGUGCCGGGCCAGGAGGUGAAGAAGGAUCUGAGCUUUGACGAGGACCAGUCUCAUCUCUACGUACUGUCCGAGAAGAAGGUGGUGAAAAUGAAAGUGGCCAACUGCUCUGUCCACACGACGUGCACGGACUGCCUGGCUGCCCGGGACCCCUACUGUGGCUGGUGCUCCAUGGAGUUCAACUGAGCUUUGACAUCAGGCACCUCCUGGAGUUCCACAACACCCAACAGUACCGCUGUGUGUUCUCUUCGCUUACCGACCCAGGAGCUACCCCCGUGUCCACUAGUGCGGAGCGCAACAAGAACAACAAGAACAAGUUCCAGUGCUACACCCCGACCACCGACAAACUGCCGGCCUUUGCUGAGGGGAGAGAUUCUGUCAAGAUGAAGCUGGCAGUCCAUGUGGAUGACCAGGAACUGGUGCACGACACAGUCACUUUCUAUGACUGCACAGUCCACUCACGGUGUAUGGCGUGUGCCAUAAGUGAGUUUGCCUGUACCUGGUGUAUACAGAGCCAUUUGUGCACUGACAACUCAGCCAGGCACUGCCGCUCAGACGCUCAUGUGGCUGGGAUCAAUCGGACGGGGAGUGCAUCCAAUUCUAACUCAGGUCCAGGCUUUUGCCCCCGGUUCGAGAGUAUGGACCAAAAUACCGAGAUUCUGGUGCCAGCCAUGGCUCGCCAGGAGAUCCAGGUUCGAGCCUACUCCCUUCACCCAUUUCAGCUGAAUGACCUGCGCUGCCAGUUUGGCAUCAAUAAGGUGAUCAAGAAGCCGGCUACAGCGAAGAAAUUGACGCCAGACUUGGAUGGGGGAGCGUACAUUGUAACGUGUGAGGAGAUGGAGUUCUCCUACAUCCAGACCAUGAGCCGGAUGGACGUUCUGUUCAACAUCACGUGGGGUGGAGCUGACAAUCCUCUGGACAAUACACAGGGCGUCAGUGUUGUGAUCUACAAGUGCAGUGCUAUGGCCCAGACCUGUGGGGACUGUAUCACCUUGAUGUCCAAGUUCCAAUGUGGCUGGUGCCACGACAAUCGCUGCACUACCAGUUCUUUCUGCCCUGUAGCCUAUCAGAAUGAAUUCUUGGAGCAGGGCUCCAUAUGUAGAAAUCCCCGCAUCCUGAGUUUUACCCCCAAGUCGGGCCCUGUGCAGGGCGGCACUCUGGUCACCAUCAGAGGCCAGAACCUGGGCUCCAAAAAAGAUGAGGUCAAAGUUCAGAUUGACAUGGUGAAGUGUGAGAUUGUCAAAUUCCAGGCUCCCAACAUGACUGUAUGCCGCACAGAGGAAGCUACAGCGAGACCGAACUUUGAAAACCAUGUCAUGAUUGUGGUGGGCAAGGACUAUAGUGUCAUGAACAGGUCUCAUGACAAGUUUGCUUUUGUGGAACCCCGCAUCACAGGCAUCUCCCCCGAUGUGGGUCCGUACGCAGGUGGUACAUCUGUCACCGUGUUGGGUGAGCACAUGGAUGCCGGCUCCAACGUCUCUGUUAUGAUUGGCCAGAUCUACCCGUGUACACAGCCAAAGAGCUUGAACACCACUGCACUGACUUGCACAACUUCUGAAGCCCCGACAUCAACGUCCCAGGAUUUUGGCUUGACCAUGAAUAUAGACAGUGCUGUGUUGAGGCCUGCCGGAGUCGUUUUCAGAUACGUCCGCAAUCCCAACGUCACGUGGGUGUCACGUUUUAAGGUCUUACGCAGCGGAGGUCUGCAAGUGAAUGCCUCUGGGGACAAUCUGCGCAAUGUCCAAAAGCCUGAGAUGCUGAUGUGGUAUCAAGGCAAAGCUUAUAGUGGGCCGUGCUGGUUUCUGGCUUUCCCUGCCAACAACAUCACAUGUCUGUCCCCACUGAUAAGUGGCCUUGACCCAGUCUUUGACCAGCCCCUGGAGCUGGACUUUGGCUUCCGGAUGGACGAGGUCUCCCAACUGCAGCGACUCGGUGGCCAGGGCAAGAUGACCGUUUACCGUGACCCGAUUUUGGAGCCUUUCAAGGAUGGAGAAAAGACUCAUCAGCAGAAUACGGAGCUUCUCUUUCUGAAUGGUGAAAAUCUGGAUGCCGUGAGGGAGCAAGAUGUCAAAGUUCACAUCGGCAAGGUGGAGUGUGUGGUGACAUCAGUAGUGAGCACUGUCAUUAUGUGCAAGCCUCCAUCCACUCAGCCAGCCCCCCAGAUCGGCAGUGGGUUCCCACAGGUUCUGGUUGAGAUUGGCAGGAACCUGACGUACAAGCUGGGCUACCUGAAGUAUGAGCAGCAGCAAGAGCUGUCACAGGCAGCCAUCAUUGGCAUCGCUGUGGGCGUGGCCGUGCUGGUGCUCAUCAUGCUGGUGGUCUGCGUCUGCUGCAUCAUUAAGUUCCGCCGCAACGACGACAUGAUGAAGAAGAUGAAGAAGGAUAUGGACCAGCUCGAGUCGCGUGUGGCCAACGAGUGUAAAGAAGCAUUUGCGGAACUCCAAACUGACAUGAGCGAACUGGCCAGUGAUUUGAGUGGUGGGGGUUCAAUCCCAUUCUGGGACUACCGAACCUAUUGCAUGCGAGUGCUUUUUCCUGGUGUUACGGAUCACACUGUCAUCAGAGAGUUAGAGCUGGACUAUCGCCACCGUGAGGAUACGGAGAGAGGUCUCAAGAUGUUCUUCAACUUGAUACGCAAUAAAACCUUCUUGUUGAUCUUCAUCCGCACUUUGGAGUCCAAUCCUGACUUUUUUCUGAAGGAGCGUGUAAACGUGGCCUCACUGAUCUCUGUGGCUCUGCAGACACAGAUGGAAUAUGCCACUGACAUUUUAAAGACACUUUUGGCUGAGCUGAUUGAAAAGACGGUGGAAAAUCCAAAAGUUCAUCCAAAGUUAUUGUUACGAAGGAACGAGUCAGUGGCUGAGAAAAUGUUAACAAACUGGUUUACAUUCCUGUUGUACAAAUUUUUGAAGGACUGUGCCGGUGAGCCACUGUUCAUGCUCUACGGUGCCAUCAAGCAGCAGGUGUCCAAGGGCCCGGUGGACGCCGUCACCAGCGAGGCCAGAUACUCGCUCAGCGAGGACAAGCUCAUCAGACAGCAGAUCAACUUUAGGUCUAUGAUACUUCGUACUACAAUCGGAGUCCAUCCCUAAACAGAAGUGUCAGCCCACAGAACAUAAAUCUUGAUGUGGAGAACUGCAGGGUCUACCAUCUGGUGCGCCACCAAGACGUGGAGUCUAACAACAAAGAGGGUGAAAGAGGUGGCAAGAUGGUCUCGGAGAUCUACCUGCCGCGGUUACUGGUCACAAAGGGUACCCUUCAAACAUUUGUGGACGAUUUGUUUGAGCGCAUCUUCAGCACAACACACCGUGGCACGGCCUUGCCUCUGGCCAUCAAGUACAUGUUUGACUUCCUUGAUGACCAGGCCAUGCAUCACAACAUGUCCGAUGAGGUGGUGCACACAUGGAAGUCCAACAGCCUUCCACUUCGCUUCUGGGUGAAUGUCAUCAAGAAUCCGAACUUUGCCUUUGAUAUCUACAAGUCCAAUAUUGUGGACGCGUGCCUCACGGUGAUUGGCCAGACCUUCAUGGACUGCUGCUCCACCAUUGAGCACAAACUGACCAAAGACUCGCCAUCGGGUAAACUGCUCUACGCCAAGGAUAUUCCCAAGUACAAGCAAUGGGUGGCCAGGUACUACCAAGACAUCAAGAUCAUGCCAGCCAUCAGUGACCAGGACAUGACUGCCAUGCUGGCUGAGGAGUCCAGGAGUCACCAGAAUGAGUUCAACACCAACGCGGCUCUUCUCGAGUUGUACAAGUAUGUGAAGAAGUACUAUGAUGAUAUUGUGGCUGCCCUGGAGGAUGAUGAGUUCGCCAAAAAGAGCAAGCUGACCUACAAGCUGGAUCAGGUCUCAGCUGCCAUGGAAGGGACGACCAACUGCUAGUCUCAAGCGUUAACCGUGACCUUCUGACCUCUGACCCCUGUCCCUUCCACCUCUCUACCCACUGAACUUUCUCUGAGAGUGCACCGGCUUGGGCUGUCAGUGCAAAAGAGUGGUUUGUUUUCCCAGGACACAACUUGGCCUUGUGUGUCUGCCCAAAACUUUGGCACCAGCAGUUGAUGGGAAACAAACUCAGGAAACUCGUUACCCUGUGGGGAAUAUACAGAGUUGCUGCCCCUGUGGUGUGCCAUGUUGGUGUUUCCGCAGUGUGACGCAAGCAGACAGAACAGUACACAGAUGGUGAAAAAGAAGUAGAAGGUCGUAAUUGACUCGAAUGUAAGCAGACUGAACUACCCACCAAACAUUUUUAAAAUGGAGUCUAAGGAUGCUGUGUGUGUCGUGUUCAGUACUUUGCAGUGCUUUCGACAUUAGCUGUGGAUUGAAUAUUUAUUGGGCUGUCAGGUUCAUGAUCAAAGAUUGUGAGCUGGACUCUUCCCUUUGCCAUGUUCAACAAUGUGACCUUUUGAAUGACGUUUUCCUCAAUUUUCUUUCUUCCUCUGGGGUGCCAGCAUAUUCUUGGGUUGACUGCCUUUACCUCGUGUCAGGUUGGUCCAGUUUUUCCCUGUGUCAUCUGUUCUGCUUCACGCUCUGGCUACUGCAGCAUCUUUAGUUCUGUUGGCCACCAUAGCCCAAAGAAGGAACUCAGCACUGGCUCAAAGAAGGAACUCGCCAUAAGUUCAGUUGUUGUUUUCCAAGUGUGUACGCAUAAUGCCCCUACUGGCGGAUGACUUUUUCCUUACAUGUGCUUUUAAGUGAUGUGAUGCCGUCUUUUACAAAUAGGGGAGGGGCACUGAGGCAGCACAGAGCCGUAAUAAGUUCACUGCACAUUCUGCUUCUGUUCAUACUUCCCUCGAUUAGAAUCUGGAAAACUAUGACCCCUAUGGGAUCAAAGAGAAGAGUCACUGAUUUUUUUUUAAACUAAGACUUUUUUCUCACGGUUGUACGGUCAUGUGCCACUUUGGAAUGUGUCAGUAUUUUAGAAGAAUUUUACAGGCAUUCAAGCUUUUAAUGUACCUUAGUCUUAUCUGCUUGUGUAUAAAGGAAAAGUUUUAAGCGUGAAUUUGUAUGAAGUUGCAGGAAGCAGGAAAUAGUAAUUAUUUGUGGUGAUGCAUGUCUAUGAAUGUGUGCAUAUGGGUUUAUACUGAGUAAGGCGCCCAAUAGAAUAUUCAGAAGUCUGGAUAGUUGCGAGAUCUGAUUUUUAGUGUUGUAGAGGCGUACGACAACUUCACAAUGCUUACAAUUAUGUUUGCAACAUAAAUGUACAGCUCAAGAAAAUUUUGUGUCAAUGGACGUGUGUGUAAAAGUUGGAAAUCUUUUGGAAAUGAUAUGGGAAAGUUGUUGAGAAAAAAGUUUGAAUGUUGUCAGAGGAAAAGUCAGUGUGUGAGAAAAUUCAGGAAACUGUGGAAAAGUGUAUAAAGUUAUUUUGAGAAAAAUUCUGUGGUUGAAAAGCGAAAGGAGUAGAAAGUGUUUGGAGGUACAGUAAAGACGAAGAACCUGAAAGAACUCCUAGUGUGGGGCUCACAGAGCCUGGUGCUUUCAUAAGAUGACUUCACACGCUCCCUUUUGCUGUUACAUCGGACUGUUGGUGUUUUCCCUGUGAGCAGCGUCUGGUGUAUCUCUGCUUCACGUUCUUGCCAAAUUUGCUUCCAGGAGCAAUAGAUUCUCAGUUCUUUUAUGCUGGUGAUGGGUGCCUUGGCCCACCGAUUUCCAUCUCCAGACAUUGAUGUUGAAUAAAUGAAGUUAUUGGGUGAGUGAGUGAGUGUUGCUGUGCGUCUCAGACAGUGUGUUUUCCUGAGAUAGUCACACUGUCGGAGACUGCAUGCUGGAGAAACAAUAAUCUGGAGCUCACUGGAAGUUGCUUGAAUGUCUGAGAGAAGUAGUAUAGAAAUAUGAGUAGAUGUUAGAAUGUAUGGGGAAGGAAAGGUGAGGGAGUAUGUUUGAAUUUCUCACUGGCUCAUGAAUUUCAUGUCAUUGCAUGAUUUUCCACACCUCAAUAUAACCUUUUACUUAUGUUCAUUCGUUGAUUUGUUGAAGUUUUUUUUUCUCUUUGUACUCAGUCUGUAAAAUGAGCAAAGCUGCCAUGUACAUACAUAGACUUGAAAUGCAUUUUGAAAUGUUUUCAGCUUUGUAAACAAAUUUUUGUCUUGGUUAUGAUUGGGAUUUUGUAGCUGUUUUUCUUUCUCUUUUUUUGUAAAUAUUCAUUGUACAUACUGCUUAUAUAAUCCAGAGGUCGAGAUACUGCUUAAAGAUUUGACUUGAAAUGUCCAGCGUCUGCUUUCCUCCCAGCCUGUGGAGUUUAGUCAUUUGCCUCUAGAUAUGUCCUAUACUCAGUCAUGUUAUGUUUUAUGAGUUAAGUCUGACAGAAGUCUGAGGUGUUUUGUGGAAGCUACCACGCCCACACAAUAUGCCUGUCCUGGUAUUCUUAGUACACAGAUGUGUUUGUGUCUGUUAAGAAAAUCUAUACUUUUGUAUUGUGUGCUCAUAGAUGGUUACAAGUCAUACUGUUCCAUGUUUGUGCUGAGUGUUGUGUGAUGUUGUUGUUCUUGUUGUUAUGGAUCCAGAGGUGUUUUAUGCAGAAGUCUGCUCUGUUUUGACACAUCGUUUGUCGUCUUGGGCUCCCAUCUUUUGUUUAGAGUGAACAGUGUCGCUCACUUCCACUAUUUCCGUCAGUGGAGAUAAGUUGGGUUCUUUUUGUGCGUGGCGUUUGCUUGUUCUUGCCUUCUCACUGAAGGGAAAAGAGACUGACUUUUGAUGUGAAAAUUGUUUGCUUGGAUUUCCCCUCAUCCCCCUCUUUUUUCCUGGCCCCUAUCCAUUUUGGCAGCUUUAUGUUAUGUGUACAGGCUUGUUGUGCAUUUACCCUCGACCUUAUUCCAGGCAGGACUCUAGAACCGCAUGGCGCCGCAUUUUGUUGCUGUCACAAUGUUUUUCUGUUAAUCCCCUCACAGUUGGCAUGCCUUCACUAUAAGUUAGGGCAUCCACAUUCUAGUGAACUUCUGAUAUUCUAGAAAUAUUCAAUAUUCUGAAUGUUUUAUUUUAAUUCGGGGGGGGGGGGGGGUGUAGAACCCCUAAAUAAUGUCCAUUACAUGGAAUUUUGUUGUUUUUUUCACUGUGGGCAAGCAAUGUGGCAAUUCCUCUUUCACGUUUUCACUCUAUGACAUGUUUUGACUUUCGUUCCUCCCACCUGGUUUUCCUCCCACUCUUUAUGUAUCCACGGACUGAUACAUAAGUUCUGAGGCCUUUUGUUGACUUGUUUUGUGCCUUGUGGGGGACAUGCUCCUUGUGAGAGUAGCAGAGGCUGACUUCUUUCUUCCAGCCAGUUCACAGUUUGUCUAUGUUAGUACUUUAGUUCUUUCUGCUUUUUUAAAACAUUUUCUGUGUGACUACCAAAAGUGACUGAUGAGCACUCUGUUGUUGAAAAAGCCAAUAUUGUUUGGUUUGGGGGGGGGGGGUAGGCAUGAGGAGAGACUUCCAUGUUUUUCUAGUCAUAGAAAAUCAUUUUAUAUUUUAAUUUAAUUUUUCAUCGUCACAAAUUGGGUUGGGGGUUUUCAAUUUUGUGCUGGUUUUUUUAUUCUUGAGACUAUUUUUUUCAGCAAAUAUUCUUUUGGUUUUUUUUCUAAAUAAUUGCACAAAAUGGACUCUAGGGUACUCCUUUCUUUGGCCCAAGCAUAAAUGUCAUAUUUGUAGGCUCUAUUCAAACUUGUUUUUCUUUUAUCUUGCAACUUCCUCCCUGUACAAAAAGUUGAUGUAAAUCAUCUCAUGCGUUAUGAAGAUGAGAUAAAUAGAAAGAAUACAUCAUGGAUCUUUCUAUUUGUACCUGUAAUGGACUUGUUUCAGAUUUUUCUAAUCUCAUUCUGUGUGGAAGACCCAACGACAUUUGAGAUAGCAUAGAGCACAGAGAAUGUGACAACUUUUGUGGCCAGUUUUCUUUGUUAGUGAAGAGUAACAUUGAAAUAUCUGGUCCUUGUUCACUGUUCAUUUUCCAUUAUCUCUAUUAAUCAGUGCCACUAUGGAAAGAAAAAAAAUCAAUGCUGAUAUCGGGCUUCAGAGAUAUUUUGCUUCAUUAUUUUAUUGCAAUUGUAAGUCACAAAAUGUAUAACUGCACUAUGAAAAAUUAUUAUGGUUUUUAGACUUACUGAUUUUUAGUAAAGAAAACUGCUGAAUGAUGCUCUCAGUUUUACAAAGACCUUAUGUGAAUAUGUUACGUGCAAAAUGUUGUAUCUAGACACAAGAAAGCAGAGACCCAUUCUUCAGUGUUAGAUUUAAGGUAAUGGAAAGCCGGAGGUUGCAUUGAACAAGCAGGCAGUUCUGUUCUGUAUCCGUUUUGCCCCUAUUUGAAAAGCUCAACUGUUUCUUCUUCUGCUGUGGUAUCCUUGUGCAUGUCUGUGCUGGGAAACUCUACAGACCUUGUUGCCUUCUUUCCUGUGUGUUGGAAGAUUCUGUGUCACUCGAGACUUUGCUGUGUAAGUUUAUGUCUACAGUUGUGUCUUGUCACAGAUGUGCUUGUAUCUUUUCCCUUGAGGUCAGUCCCAUGGGGGCCCGAAGGGAUACAAGUUCCCACUGCAAUGACUGAACAUCCGCAAAGAAAUAAUUACUUAUGUGCUUGAUUUGGUGAAUUGUGGUCCUGGGAGCAGGUUUGGUUGGAACACCUGUGGCAGGAACAUACACUGGUGUCUGUGAUUUUUUCUCCUAUCCCACCGAGAGACUUUGAGUGAUGAAGCACAAUAUGAUAUUCUGUAGAAAAUUCUCAUUGGUUUUCUCCUCUGUUCUUUUCUUUGAUAUUGGACGUUAAUGUAAAGAAUAGAAUCUCUAAAGGGAAAUGUGUAAAAGUGGUGUAAAGUCUAUGCCUUGAAACAGGUUAGAAAUGACUCAGAUGAUACUGAUUUUGUAUCCGUGUGAGUUCAUGGGUUCCUGUCCUUUGGACCAUCAUAAUCGUAUGUAGGGACUGAGUAUGUCUACAGCUAUGUGUGGCAACUUUUUUUUAUAAUCUUUCCCGACGUUUUGGCCUUGUAUGUAAAAAAAAAAGAAGAAUUGUGAAGUAAUAAGAUCGUGAAGACAUCAGCAGGUGUUAUAUUGUUAUAAUGAUCUGAGAAAUACUAGUUUUAAGAAAUACACAGUUAAAGAAAAACCUACAAGGAAAUCAGAUAUAAUUAUAAUCUAUGUUUUGACAGGAUGCAAUAGACCAAAGGAUUGAGUGCUUUCCACUGGUGAGUUGUUAAGUCACGUCUUAAGGUGCAUGAAAAUGUAGUAAAAUAGGCCUAGAUUUCGGGCCUUCUCAUCUGGUUUUGUCCAUUGAUGAAUAUUAAUCAGGAAUUGUUCCUAUUUUCAUACUGCUGCACACAAGCAGUGAGGACGAGGACACUGAUGCUGGAACUUUUGCUUCUAAGUCUUCUUUUGUUUUUUGUUUUUUUACUUUGUCAUUAUUCGGUGUAGACGUCCAGUGAGCAUGUGAACAUAUGUGAUUCUUGCUGGUUUGGAGAUGAACCGCUUUCCUGAUUGUCAUUUGAGAUAUUUUGCUAUUACAUUCAUAUACCAUAAUCCUCAACCAUAGAUCUAUGAUGGUGAUCAUAAAUUGUACUGCUGUGCUCUUUUUUUUCAUGUUUUACUCAGUAAUGGUACUUUGAGAGAGAUUGUCGAAAAGGGUGUGCUGUCCUUCUGUUUUAUGAAAUGGGUUUUUCUUUAUCUGAAUAGAAUGUAUGGGUUGUAGUGUGGAAAUGGAUUUGAGUUUGCUGGGCAGUUUAUUUGAUUGUGUAUGUAUAAAAAGAGCUGAAGUGUUGGGGGAGGGGGGGGGUGUUUGUGUGUGUGUGUGUGUGUGCGUAUGUGUGUAGGAGGGGGGGGUGUUUGUGUGUGUGUGUGUAUGCUUAUGUGUGUAGGAGGGGGGGGGGGCAUGUACAUGUACAUAAACCAUGUAUGUCAAUCGUCUGGUUCAGGGCAAUGAGCCAUGUUGACAGUUCCCUGAUCUUCCAGCUUCACAUUGGUGCUUUACUGUAUUUCUAUGCAGUCUAUGAUUCUUUUUCUGAACUCUUGAUUUGUUUUGUUCUGUUGUGUUUUUGUGACCGACCAGUUUCAGUGUCAAGAUUGUAAUUUAUAUGCCUUGGUAGCAUCACCUAUACUUAGCUCAGCCACAACUGUGGGAUGUUUUAAGUCAUUUUUGUUUUCUUUGUGUGUGGGGGGGGGGGGGGGGUGAAAGUUUUGUUACCAUCUGCCUGGGGUUGUAUUUUCCUAAUAAUAUAUGGGGGGCGAAAAGGUUCGCUUUAUUAGCAAUGUUGCUUGUUUGGUUGGUUUUGUUUUUGGUUUUUAUGUUUUGUUUGGUUGUUGUUUUUUUAUGGGUGGGGGGGGGGGGGGGGUUCCAUGAAUUGUAGUAUGGAUUACUUCAGCAACUUCAAAUUGUUUCGAGCGGUAUCAUAGCCAAACAUACAUAUGUCCAUAAAUGCUUAGAUUGUGAGCCGACCAUAAGUUGAUAUGUGCAGUAGUAAAGAUGUUCACCCCCACAAAAAAGUGACCCACAUAAUCCAUCCUGCUGUUGCCACUCUUUGAUAUGACUGAGUUCAUAGGAGACUGUGUCUACGCUCGUAGUUUGGCACAGUCAGAACAGUUGGAGUGUUGUUUAGGUGUUGUUUCUGUCAGCAAGAGCUAAUUAACUUUCAAUGAGUUCAAAAGUUUAAAAAGUGCUUAUAUGUAUCAUCAUUUAUAGUUUUUUAAUUUAUAUUUAUAGUUGAUAGAGAAGUGUGUGGCGACGUGGUGGAAUCGGGCGCUCGUCAAUUUUUGGGCAUGUGGAGUUAUCAGUUUCAUUUUAAAGCUUGUUCAGUUGCCUUGCUAUGGGUGAAAAAAAAUGCCCAUCUAUUUUGAAUAGAAGUCAAGAUAAUUGAGACUGAGAAACGUGAAGUCUCCUGGUUUGAAAAGUAGAAUUAGCGAGAAAAUGGCAGCCAAAGUUUGGUUAUUUCCAAAGCUUGAUAGUCCUUGGAAACUGAAAAUUUACAUUUUUUGUGCCUUUAAUCGACAUUUUUCAGUAAAUCCCACCCAAAAAUGUGUUCCUAAUUGGACAGCAGUGGUGUUAAGCCAAAAAACAAAAAUUUGAUAAAAAUUGCCAAAAUGACUGAAAAGUGCUUGUUUCUUCGAUUUCAUUAUUUUGACGAGCACCUGAUUUCCCCACGAUUUUUCACAAAUGUGUGGAGCAGUUCCCCUAGAAGAUUUUUAUAGGGACGCAGGGUGGUAGUCGGGACAGGUUCAUGUUGAAGGUCAUCAUGGGCAUGAUGUGUGAGCUGCUGAUCAGUGACUUGUAAUCGUCGGACUACGUUUUUGAUUAGGAUAAGUGUUGUAGCUCCAGGUAAACCCAUGUGGUCGCUUACGGUCCUCUAAUACAGUUCUCUGCUCAGAGCGGGUACCUUUCGUGUUUGUAUAAUAAAUAUUAUGUAAAUGCAUUCAUUUUUAGUCUGCAUGUGAUGUUAGUGUGACUCGAAUUUCCGUUUACUGUAAGUUGAGGAAACAAUUGUAGUUACAAUUUUUUAAAAUCGAGCUCAGCCCAAGUCAGGGUAGACGUUUCAUGAUUUUUGGCCCUUUUUUUUUUUUCAAAUUGAUUUUUAGCAACAAAGUCGAAGUUUUCAUUCAGUGUUUUGGGUUUUUUUUUCCUUCUAUGUAGUGUCUUUUAGUGGCAGUUGAUAUGUGUAGGUUAAUGUGUGUCUGUGUAUGCUUGUGUGUGUGUGUGAGUGUGUGUGUGUGUGUGUGUUUGUACGUUCAGUGUAUGCUCUUAGACAAGAUUUUGUUAUUUGUGUGAAAAAAUAUCUUUGAAAUUGUGAAAAAUGAGUUGAAAAGUAAUUAAAAACAGUGGCCAUGAAUAUCUUAAGUGAGAAGAAAUGAAUGCAUCAUUGGCUGCAAGACUGUGCUACUCCUCCCAUGAGUGGCAGAAGAGACUGUGUACAGAUUUUGCUAGUAUUUUACAGCAUAAUGGUUAUAUCACAUAUUUUACCUUAGCUUGGAAUUAUUGUGUACAUAUAUGUAUGUGAUACAAUCAAAACUGAAUUCAAUAAAAGCUGAAAAAGAAAGUA
Molecule: messenger RNA, 14048 nt
Organism: Aplysia californica (California sea hare)
Lineage: Eukaryota; Metazoa; Mollusca; Gastropoda; Aplysiida; Aplysiidae
Product: plexin-A2
Biological process (GO): semaphorin-plexin signaling pathway involved in axon guidance; negative regulation of cell adhesion; regulation of GTPase activity
Cellular component (GO): semaphorin receptor complex
Molecular function (GO): semaphorin receptor activity; protein binding
Source: RefSeq, a predicted model, not a curated record